Paracoccidioides brasiliensis Pb18 is the source of this 498-nucleotide messenger RNA. RefSeq lists its product as uncharacterized. The coding region runs from base 1 to 498 and encodes 165 amino acids. The record is from RefSeq and is a predicted model, not a curated record. The transcript is spliced from 2 exons.
AUGGCCGAGAAAGCGCCACGACAGAGUGGGCUAGUAAAAGCAGUCGUAUUAAGUGCGGCGAAAUACUUCCUCAGAUCUUAUGCAUCGCAUAUAAUCAUUUAUGGCCAAGUUAACGCCAGGAUUUUCUUGCGAACGGCUCGAUGCACCCGCGAACACAUCUUCGCGACCACUGUUUUACCACCCCUGUUUGCCUCAGCUACAGAAUUUGCAGUGCAAAUGAUUCUCUCGAAGAGCCCAUUUUUGGCAUCCCUCCUGGAAUUCAGAACUUGGACGACGACAGGAAGACUGCCUAAUGCAGCAAGCGAUAGUUACCCGGGAUCGAAUCAACUGGAGGAGGUUCUCGCAGUGAGCAAAAUCACACCGACGCGCAUCUCCAAAAGGAGCAGAUUACGAGCCGUUGUUGGUUCAAGAAUAUCAGAACAAGGAGCCUUACUGAACCUGUUGAACAGAGAGCUCUCUCCGGCCAACUUUCCAAUCUCCAAGGUUGAUUGUAGUUAA